This is a messenger RNA of Pollicipes pollicipes, 4691 nucleotides long. Its product is annotated as dual oxidase-like. Gene Ontology annotation, biological process: response to oxidative stress. The record is from RefSeq and is a predicted model, not a curated record. Gene Ontology annotation, molecular function: calcium ion binding; heme binding; peroxidase activity. Lineage: Eukaryota; Metazoa; Arthropoda; Thecostraca; Pollicipedomorpha; Pollicipedidae.
CGCGUGUGACUGCCGCCGUCACCAUGCUGGCGGCCGGCCGGCUCACCGGACUCUGCCUGCUCGCCGUGCUGGCGGCCUGGCCCCAAUCUGCCGGAGGUCAGGAGCGGAGGCCCACUCGGGUGGAGAAGCAGCGCUACGAUGGCUGGUACAACAACAUGGCCCACCCGGACUGGGGGUCAACCCAGCAGCGACUGACGCGGAAGACGCCGCCGUCCUACGCAGACGGCGUGUACAUGAUGGCCGGCCAGGACCGGCCCAGCCCCCGCAAGCUCAGCAGGAUCCUGAUGAAGGGCAAGGACGGCAUGCCGUCGCGCAAGAACCGCACGGCGUUGCUGGUCUUCUUCGGACAAAUGGUGUCGUCUGAAAUCUUGAUGGCGUCAGAGAUGGGCUGUCCGAUAGAAAUGCACAAGAUCAACGUAGAAAAGUGUGACGAGAUGUAUGACGCCGACUGCAGUGGAGAGAAGUACAUGCCCUUCUACCGGGCCGGCUAUGACGCAACGACUGGCCAGAGUCCAAACAUGCCCAGGGAACAGAUCAACUCGAAGACCAGCUGGAUUGAUGGCAGCUUCGUCUACAGUACCAGCGAGGCCUGGGUCAACACCAUGCGGUCCUUCAGCAACGGCACGCUGCGCACCGACGAGAAUGGCAUGCCGCCACGCAACAAAGAGCGCGUACCCAUCAUGAACAAGCCCAGUCCCCACCUGUUCAAAACGCUCUCGCCCGAGCGAAUGUACUUGCUGGGAGACGAGCGGACCAAUCAGAACCCGGCGCUGCUCUCGUUCGGCAUCCUCUUCUUCCGCUGGCACAACAAGGUGGCCCUGCGUGCGCAGGAGGAGCACCCGGACUGGAGUGACGAGGAGGUGUUCCAGCGAGCCCGACGCAUCGUCAUCGCCACACUGCAGAACGUCAUCAUGUACGAGUACCUGCCGGCCUUCCUGGGCGACACCGUGGACCCCUACAAGGGCUACAGGCCGGACGUCCACCCGGGCAUCAGCCACGUGUUCCAGUCGGCCGCCUUCAGGUUCGGCCACUCGAUGAUCCCGCCCGGCCUGUACCGCCGGGACAGCCAGUGCAACUACAAGCGGACGGUGAGCGGUGACCUGGCGCUCCGGCUCUGCGCCACCUGGUGGGACUCGAACGACGUGCUGGAGAACAGCACGGUGGAGGAGCUGCUGAUGGGCAUGGCGUCGCAGAUCGCCGAGCGCGAGGACGCCGUGCUGUGCUCGGACGUGCGCGACAAGCUGUUCGGACCGAUGGAGUUCUCGCGCCGCGACCUGGGCGCGCUCAACAUCAUGCGCGGGCGGGACAACGGCCUGCCCGACUACAACACCGUCCGCAAGUGCUUCAAGCUGCCGAUGAUCAAGAAUCUGACCGAGGUGAACCCGGAGCUGGCCAGCGAGCGGCCCGAGCUAUUCAAGAAGCUGAUGGACGCCUACGGAGACGAGAUGAUGAACAUUGACCUCUACGUGGGGGGCAUGCUGGAAAGCCGGGACGGGCCUGGCCAGCUCUUCCGUGCCAUCAUCAAGGAGCAGUUCCAGAGACUUCGUGACGCCGACCGGUUCUGGUUCGAGAACACCGAGAACGGCAUCUUCACGGAGACGGAGGUGGAGGCAGUCAAGAGGGUGCGCCUCUACGACAUCAUCCGGGCCACCACGGACAUCGGCAGCGGGGACCUCCAGGAGACCGUCUUCUUCCACUUGGCCGACGACCCGUGUCCGCAGCCAAUGCAGCUCAACGCCAGCAAGAUGGAGCCGUGCCGGCUGCUGGGCGGACACGACUAUUUCCAGGGCAACGAGGUAACGUACAUCUACGCCUGCAUCUUCCUGGCUGCCGUACCGCUGCUGUGCAUGGGAGCCGCCUACGGCGUGGUCAAGCUGCAGAACAGGGCGCGCCGCCGCUACCGCAUGAAGCAGGAGGAGAACAACAACGGCAGGUCCACGGACAAGAUGUUCGUCACCGAGUGGCUGCACCAGAACCACCGGCGCAACGUCAAGAUCAAGUUCGGCCCGGACGUGGCCUUCCACACGGUCAACAGAAAGGGUAUCAAGCUGCGCACGGCCCGCUUCGGCAGCGUGGAGACGGUGGUGGUGGAGGUGACGGACGACGUGCGUGGCAAGCCCAUGUGCCUGGUCCGCGUGCCCGGCGACCAUGACGUCGUGCUCGACUUCGACUCGGUUAACCUACGCAAGCGCUUCCUGGCGAAGCUGGAGCAGUUCCUGGCUGGUCACAACAAGUCGAUAGAGACGGUGUCCACCUACAAGGAGCAGAUGCUGCAGAAUGCCGACACCAAGGAGCGUCGCCAGAAGCGGCUAGAGCACUUCUUCCGCGAAGCCUAUUCGCUGUCGUUCGGCAGGAAGCCGGGAGAGAAGAAGGUGGAGGUGUCCAACGACAUCAUCAUGGUGAUGCGCACGUCACUCACGAAGCGUGAAUUUGCCAGCGCGCUCGGCAUGAAGGCCGACUCGGUGUUCGUGCAGAAGAUGUUCAACGUGGUGGACAAGGAUGGCGACGGGCAGAUCAGCUUCCAGGAGUUCCUCGAAACCGUGGAGCUGUUCUCGCGCGGCACCAUCGACAACAAGCUGCGCAUAAUUUUCGACAUGUGCGAUAACGACCGCAACGGCACCAUCGACAAGGACGAGCUGUCCGAGAUGUUGCGCUCCUUGGUCGAGAUUGCCAAGACCAACAGUCUGACGGACGCCCAAGUCGAUGAACUCAUCGACGGCAUGUUCCUGUCGGCCGGGCUGGAGGACAAGGACGUCAUGACGUACGACGACUUUAAGCUCUUGAUGAAGGAGUUCAAGGGUGACCUAGUGGCGAUUGGACUGGAUUGCAAGGGCGCAAAACAAAACUUCCUUGACACAUCGACAAAUAUUGCCAGGAUGCCUAGCUUCCUGAUGGACUCGUCUAAUGAGAGACGGGAGCACUGGUUCUGGAAGAGGUGGGACGGCUGGGUGACCUUCCUGGAGGAGAACCGGCAGAACAUCUUCUACCUCUUCCUCUUCUAUGUCAUUACCGUAGCAUUGUUUGUUGAGCGGUUUGCACACUAUUCGUUUUUGGCCGAGCACACGGACCUGCGUCACGUGAUGGGGGUAGGCAUCUCCAUCACGCGCGGUGCCGCCGCCUCCCUCUCUUUCUGCUACUCCCUGCUGCUGCUGACCAUGUCCAGGAACAUCCUGACCAUGAUGAAGAACUACGCCAUUCAGCAGUACAUCCCCAUCGACUCUCACAUCCAGUUCCAUAAGAUCGUCGCAUGCACGGCGCUCUUUUUCACGGUGCUGCACUCUGUCGGCCACCUGGUGAACUUCUACCACGUCUCCACCCAGAGUUUGGACAACCUGCGCUGUCUCAUGACGGAGAUGACGUUCCAGAGCGACGCCAGGCCUGGCAUCGGCUACUGGCUCUUCUGCACACUUACCGGAGUGACUGGCGUCAUUCUGUACAUCAUCGUGAUGAUCAUAUUCAUCUUUGCUCAUCCGCUCGUCAGGAAACGGGCUUACAAAUAUUUCUGGUACUCACACACGCUAUACUACCUGCUGUACAUCUUGUCCCUGGUGCACGGACUGGCCCGCCUGACUGGAGCACCCAGGUUCUGGAUGUUCUUCGUCGGCCCGGCGGUUGUCUACAACCUUGACAGGAUCAUCAGCCUGCGAACCAAAUACAUGGAGCUGGACAUCAUUGAGACGGAGCUGCUGCCAUCUGAUGUGUUGCGAGUGAAGUUCUACCGGCCGCCCAACUUCCAAUACCACUCGGGCGAGUGGGUGCGGCUGGCCUGCACGUCGGUGGGCGAUGAGUACCACAGCUUCACCCUGACCUCGGCGCCGCACGAGAACUUCCUCUCCUGCCACAUCAAGGCUCAGGGACCCUGGACGUGGAAGCUGAGGAACUUCUUCGAUCCCCUCAACUACGUACUCGAGGAGGACGCACAAACGCCGAGGAUCCGUCUGGAGGGGCCGUUUGGCGGCGGCAACCAGGAUUGGUACAAGUUCGAGGUCGCCGUGAUGGUGGGCGGCGGCAUCGGCGUCACCCCGUACGCCUCCAUCCUCAACGACCUGGUGUUCGGCACGUCCACCAACCGCUACUCGGGCGUCUCUUGCAAGAAGGUGUACUUCCUUUGGAUAUGUCCUUCCCACAAGAGCUUCGAGUGGUUUAUCGAUGUGCUCCGAGACGUAGAGAAAAAGGACGUCACUCAAGUCCUGGAGAUGCACAUCUUCAUCACGCAGUUCUUCCACAAGUUCGACCUUCGGACCACUAUGUUGUACAUCUGCGAGAACCACUUCCAGCGCCUGUCAAACAGAUCCAUGUUCACCGGUCUGAAAGCAGUCAACCACUUCGGCCGUCCCGACAUGUCGUCCUUCUUCAAGUUCAUCCAGAAGAAGCACAACUAUGUGUCCAAGAUCGGCGUGUUCAGCUGCGGGCCGCGACCGCUCACAAAGUCGGUCAGCAACGCGUGCGACGACGUCAACAAGGGCCGCAAGCAGCCGUACUUCAUCCACCAUUUCGAGAACUUCGGCUAGACGGCGGGCUCGGGCGCCCCGAAGAGCGGUAGCCGGCUCGGGCGCCGGGUCGGCCGCCUGUCGGGUGACUGGCGGCGGGAGCGGGAUGGAGCGAUGGGGAACUGACAUCAACAGAGAGAGGGGGAGAGCGAGAGAGGAGAGGGAGGGAGAGGAGAGAGGGUGAGGGAGAGAAAGAGAGAA